Molecule: messenger RNA, 3095 nt
Organism: Panicum virgatum (switchgrass)
Lineage: Eukaryota; Viridiplantae; Streptophyta; Magnoliopsida; Poales; Poaceae
Product: serine/arginine repetitive matrix protein 1-like
Exons: 6
Coding region: 175-1926 (583 amino acids)
Source: RefSeq, a predicted model, not a curated record
CCAGCCGCGGAGCUGGCUGGCCACGGAGCUCCCGCGCCGCCUCCUGCCUAGCCGCAGAGCUCGCCUGCGCGCCGCGCCCCUGGCCAUCCGCGGAGCUCGCUCACGCGCGCCACCUCCUAGGCAGCCGCGGAACUCACCGCCGCACCGCCGAGCUCGUGUUGCCUCCCCGGAGCCAUGGACGCGCUGCCGGCCCUUCUCCCCUUCCUGCUCGCCACCGCCACGCCCUCCCCUCCGUCAUUGGUCAUCGCCGGCUUCGUCCGCCUGAGGCCGUCGCCGGCCGGAUGGCCCGGCCCAUCCGCUCCGCCCAUUGCCGCCGCCGCCGCCUCCACCUCCUCCCUUGACCCUCCGGCAGCCCGGCUUGACUCAUUCGGGAGAAGAGACGGGAACGGACGGGAGGGGAGGGAAGGGCCAAGUCCAGCAAGAACGGCGGAGGCGCCAAGGGCAGCGGGGGAGGGGCGGCUCGUGGGCUCGAGGGCGGAGGACGCGUCGGCGAGAGCGAGCUCGUGGCGGCCGAGCGCCUCGAGCGCGCAGGCGCGGCGGAGGAGCACGUGCGGCGGUGCGGGAAGCGCGGCUCGGUCUGGAACACGAGGGAGCACUCUUGGGCGACGGCCUCAUGAUCGACGAGGCGGAGUUGGAGGAGGCAGGCGGCGCAGUUGCUGGGAGAGAGGCGGCGCGGCCUCGUGGUGGCCAUGGCCAAGCCACCGGCCACAGCUGGGAGCCUGGGACGCGCAGGAAGAGAUGGAUGAGACGGGCGUGGUGAAGCAGCGCCGGCGUUUGCUCCUGACCGUGACGGAAUGCUAUUUCCAGGCGACGGUGCAAUAUUUCGAUAGUAUUUCACGGGGCCGAUGCCUUUCAAUGGUAUUUUGCGGAAGUCGCAUUCUUUCAAUGCUACCGAACCAAUUUUCAAAAAAAAAAAAUCUCGAUCCCGUCCGUCGCCGCCCCCCGCCGUUGUCGCCCUCCGCCCGCCGGGGCGCGCCAUCCUCCGCCCAUCGCCGCGCGCGCCGUCCUCCACCCGCCGCCGUGCGCGUCCUCCUCCCCGCCGCCGUACGCGUCCUCCUCCGCCAGCCUGCCUGCCCGCCCGCCCGCCGGUGCGGGCCGUCCUUCGCCCGUCGCUCAUGCGCGGCCUCCUCCUCCCCGCCGCCGUGCGCGUCCUCCUCCCCGCCGCCGUGCGCGGCCUCCUCCGCCCCCGCCGCGGGCGUCGUCCUCCGCCGUCCUCCGCCACCCCGCCCGGACGCCGGUGCGCGCCGUCCUCCGCCCGUCGCCGCGCGCGUCCUCCUCCCCGCCGCCGUGCACGGACCACCAGGCGCUGCACGGGCGAUCUGUCGGUGGUGGCACAGACGCCUAGGCCGCUGGCGCUCGGUCCAGUGGGAGCCUGGGAGGGGAGCGGAGGUUGUGCGGGCUGCCGCGCCCCUCCAACAAUCCGGGGUCGCUCUGUCCCGGCGGCGACGCGCCCCUCCACCGAUCCGUCAUCUGUCCGCACUGCUACCGCCGCGCCCGAGUGCGACCACGACAUCGCGGCCAGGGCAAGCCUGCAAGGUCUUCACCGGAAUUGCUCUAGAGUCAAGACACGGUUCCACCGCAGCCGGCUUCGAGAGGAUCAAAUCUGGUGGUUCCACUAUAGCGGCGUGGCCAUCGUGUUCGGCAACCUCGCAGGCAUCGUCCCCUUCCCGUCGCUCUAGGAGCAAGACCCGUCGACUGGGACAGGCCACCGAUGAUUUUGCAUGGUGUGUUACUCCAGUACCGGUUCCCCUCCCCAUUGGUCAAGCUUUUUUCUUUGUAGUUCCAAGCAGGCGCAGGUGCAGGAAGGUGCAACAAGGGGGGAUGAGGAAUGAUAGCAUGCAGGUUCUUGCAUUGAAGGUGCAUUCCUUGAAUAUGAUGCACUGUGACCUGAAGUCUGACAACCUGUUAUGGGCUAUGGCUAUAUAAAGGAUAUUGAAAGUUGGCCUUAUCAACAGCACGGACGGCCUAUGUCAGGCCCAGACAUGAGCAGCAACUGCUAAAGUUGAUCGCAAAGGACAUGCUAGACUACAUGGCGCCCAAGGUUCUGUGUGGCAUGGCCCAUGGUUGGACACUGCCUGCUGCAUCUUGUGCUUGUAGCUUCAGUGCUAAUGGGAAGGAAAGUGUGAAGUCAUAUUCAGUGACAUGGUCCUAAGUCCUGUGGUCAUAGCAGUAGCACGAUGUGUAUUUUGCUGGAGGGUUUCAAAGGCACAUCAAAGGUUAUCUUAUAGAAGACAAGUGUUGCAUUGAGGCUGAAGUCGCAGUCCUUUGACCCUCCAAGACAGAAUAGACAAUGCUCCUUAUGCCUUAACUGUGUUCCCUUGCUACAACAUUAAACCACUCUUACUGUAAAGGCUACCGAUGAUGUAUGUGGCUGUACACUUGAGAGAGGAUAUUCAUAUCUUGCUUCUGCUUAAUAAAUCCACGUCAAAAUCAGGCAAGUAUAUUUCGAUGUAAAUCCUUUUGACUAUGCAGUUUGAGAAAAUUAAUGUGCUUUCCUUUUCCAAUUCCAACUUCAGUUUAGUGCACUACUUUCCUCUCAGAUAAUUGCAAAAGGCAACCAUGAACAACGUCAGUGACCUUGUUAUUUCAAUUGCUCCUUGAUCUUUUGCUUCCAUUUCUUAUCGGUUUCUGAAGUUCUUAAAUCUAUUUAUUUUGUUGGUAUCUAGACCUGAUGUAUCUAUUGAUGUAUCUAUUUCUAAAAUUGUCAGAUUUCUUUUGACAGCCAUCCAAGAUCCCCUCGACGUCAGCCCCAUAUAUGUCCCCACCAGACGCCAGCUUACAUAUAUGUCCCCUCUGCAAGAUCGUUGAUGACUCCAAGCCGUACGUAGCCUCCACCACUUGAUUGACAACACAGCUCCCAUGGCUGUAAUGGAGUGCGGAGCUUCUUCUAAAGUUUCUGAGGCAAUGAAACAUAUCAUGGAGACUUGUCACGCAUGUCGUUUCUUAAUUACUUGUAGUUAUUUGUAUCAUUAGAAGAUAUUUGUUCUUUUUUCUGUUGUGAAUGAUGCACCGACUUUUGGGCAGUUCAUGAAAUGAUUCAAUAUUGAACAUAAUAUCAUUCUAAUUGUUUGAAAAAAUGUUGCUUCAUCAUGUAA